UCUGUGGGCUCUGCGGCCUCCCACCUGCCUGCCUGCCACAUCCAGGCCCCCCACCCCGUGUACCCCGGAUCAACUCCCGGGCCUGCUCCUCACCCCAGCCUGAGCUCAGGGGGCUCUACAAACUUCAGGACUCAGCGGGGCACCGCAGCAGUCACGUGCAUGCUGGGCCCGCGACGGACAGGCUGCCGCUCCCCGGGCCCCCUGAGGCCGCUCUGUUUGCCUCCCGGUGCCGUCUGACCCAGGUGAGCGAGAGGAUGCCGGCGGGGGCUGUGAGGAGCAUGCCCAGCCCCCUCCUGGCCUGCUGGCAGCCCAUCCUCCUGCUGGUGCUGGGCUCGGUGCUGUCAGGCUCAGCCACGGGCUGCCCACCGCGCUGCGAGUGCUCGGCCCAGGACCGCGCCGUGCUCUGCCACCGCAAGCGCUUCGUGGCGGUGCCCGAGGGCAUCCCCACCGAGACGCGCCUGCUGGACCUGGGCAAGAACCGCAUCAAGACGCUCAACCAGGACGAGUUCGCCAGCUUCCCGCACCUGGAGGAGCUGGAGCUCAACGAGAACGUGGUGAGCGCCGUGGAGCCUGGCGCCUUCAACAACCUCUUCAACCUGCGGACGCUGGGUCUGCGCAGCAACCGCCUGAAGCUCAUCCCCCUGGGCGUCUUCACCGGCCUCAGCAACCUCACCAGGCUGGACAUCAGCGAGAACAAGAUCGUCAUCCUGCUGGACUACAUGUUCCAGGACCUGUACAACCUCAAGUCGCUGGAGGUCGGCGACAACGACCUCGUCUACAUCUCCCACCGCGCCUUCAGCGGCCUCAACAGCCUGGAGCAGCUGACACUGGAGAAGUGCAACCUCACCUCCAUCCCCACCGAGGCGCUGUCCCACCUGCACGGCCUCAUCGUCCUGCGGCUGCGCCACCUCAACAUCAACGCCAUCCGGGACUACUCGUUCAAGAGGCUGUACCGGCUCAAGGUCCUGGAGAUCUCCCACUGGCCCUACCUGGACACCAUGACCCCCAACUGCCUCUACGGCCUCAACCUGACGUCCCUGUCCAUCACGCACUGCAACCUGACAGCCGUGCCCUACCUGGCCGUGCGCCACCUGGUCUAUCUCCGCUUCCUCAACCUCUCCUACAACCCCAUCAGCGCCAUCGAGGGCUCCAUGCUGCACCAGCUGCUGCGGCUGCAGGAGCUGCAGCUGGUGGGCGGGCAGCUGGCCGUGGUGGAGCCUUACGCCUUCCGUGGCCUCAACUACCUGCGCGUGCUCAACGUCUCUGGCAACCAGCUGACCACCCUGGAGGAGUCGGCCUUCCACUCGGUCGGCAACCUGGAGACGCUCAUCCUGGACUCCAACCCGCUGGCCUGCGACUGCCGGCUGCUGUGGGUGUUCCGGCGCCGCUGGAGGCUCAACUUCAACCGGCAGCAGCCCACAUGCGCCACGCCCGAGUUCGUGCAGGGCAAGGAGUUCAAGGAUUUCCCCGAUGUGCUGUUGCCCAACUACUUCACCUGCCGCCGGGCCCGCAUCCGGGACCGCAAGGCCCAGCAGGUGUUUGUGGAUGAGGGCCACACCGUUCAGUUCGUGUGCCGGGCGGACGGCGACCCGCCUCCCGCCAUCCUCUGGCUCUCGCCCCGCAAACACCUGGUCUCGGCCAAGAGCAACGGGCGGCUCACGGUCUUCCCCGACGGCACGCUGGAAGUGCGGUACGCGCAGGUGCAGGACAACGGCACGUACCUGUGCAUCGCGGCCAACGCGGGCGGCAACGACUCCAUGCCCGCCCACCUGCACGUGCGCAGCUACUCGCCCGACUGGCCCCACCAGCCCAACAAGACCUUCGCCUUCAUCUCCAACCAGCCGGGCGAGGGGGAGGCCAACAGCACCCGCGCCACCGUGCCUUUCCCCUUCGACAUCAAGACCCUCAUCAUCGCCACCACGAUGGGCUUCAUCUCCUUCCUGGGCGUCGUGCUCUUCUGCCUGGUGCUGCUGUUCCUCUGGAGCCGGGGCAAGGGCAACACCAAGCACAACAUCGAGAUCGAGUACGUGCCCCGCAAGUCGGACGCGGGUAUCAGCUCUGCUGACGCGCCCCGCAAGUUCAACAUGAAGAUGAUCUGAGGGCCAGCGGGGCGGGGGCCCCGGCGUGCCAGCCGGCCCUCUCCUCCCAGGCACACGCACUCUUCUGCCCCCCACCACCUG
Tupaia belangeri chinensis (Chinese tree shrew) is the source of this 2180-nucleotide messenger RNA. It is a transcript of the gene LINGO1, whose product is annotated as leucine rich repeat and Ig domain containing 1. Lineage: Eukaryota; Metazoa; Chordata; Mammalia; Scandentia; Tupaiidae. Gene Ontology annotation, cellular component: plasma membrane. The record is from RefSeq and is a predicted model, not a curated record. Gene Ontology annotation, molecular function: protein binding. The coding region runs from base 255 to 2099 and encodes 614 amino acids. The transcript has 3 exons.